CCUUUCCAUCCCCUCCCCUCCAUCUUCAUUUCCUCAAUCCUGCUCCUGCUGCUAGAGACGCGCCGGCUGCGACCUGAGGAUAAACUGGACCAUGACGCUGCAGGCCCAGGUCUGUGCCUUCGCACUAUAACGCCGCGGACUGAUGGACACAUGCUGCAGGUGGAGCCAGAAUGAGUGUCGAUCCGCUACUGCAGGAGACGCUGUUCAAGCGUUCGCAGCAGAAAAAAAGGACAUCCCCUCUGAACUACAAGGAACGAGUGUUUGUCCUCACCAAGACCAAGCUGACGUACUACGAAGGAAGACCAGAGAAGAAGUUCAAGAGGGGCUCGAUUGAGCUGAGCCGCAUCAAAUGUGUGGAGAUUGUCAAGAAUGGAGGCGGGAUUAUCAUACCCUGCCAGAACAAAUACCCCUUUCAGGUGGUGUACGAUACCAACACCCUGUAUGUUUUUGCUCCGAACCAGAGAAGCAGAACGCUGUGGGUCCUGAUGCUCAAACAAGAGAUCCAGAACAACGCCGGCGUGCUGAUGAAGUUUCACCCCCAGUUCUGGCUGGAGGGCCUGUGGCUCUGCUGUCGCCAGGCGGACAAACAGGCGCCGGGCUGCGAGGAGUACAACCUGUUCGGAGACAUUUCCAGGAAACCUCUGCCCCCGAUUCCUGGAGAGGAGGACAACCGUCGCCACGGUCUUCCUCCCAUCCCGCAGGACGACGACGACGCAGACGAGGAUGAGGACGACGAGGAGGAGGGGACGGGGGAGGAGGAGGUGGUGGUGGCCAUGUUCGACUUCCCGGGACUGGAGCCGCAUGACCUGAAGCUGGUCCAAGGAGGCGAGUACGUCAUCCUGGAGAAGUGUGACGCCAACUGGUACAAGGCCCGCAACCAGUACGGGGAGGAAGGUUACAUCCCAAGUAACUACGUGACGGAGAAGACGUCUGGGAACCUGGUGCAGUACGUAUGGUUCAGUAAAGACGUGAACAGGAACAUGGCCGAGGAGUUGCUGAGGAAGGAGGAUAAAGAAGGAGCCUUUAUUGUGAGAGACUCCAGCUACCCUUCCACCUACACCGUGUCUCUUUAUACCAAAAGCGGAUCGGGGGAUGGGGGUCCGAUUAUUAAACAUUAUCACAUUAAGCAGACUCAAGGCAUACCCAGACAGUAUUACCUGGCUGAGAAACACCUGUUCAACUCCAUCCCUGAGCUCAUCGAGUACCACAGGCACAACGGAGCAGGUCUUGCUGCCAGGUUGAGAUAUCCUGUAGGAAAGAAACACAAAUCGGCUCCAUCGACAGCGGGCUUCAGCUACGAUAUGUGGGAGAUAAACCCGAGCGAACUGACCUUCAUGAAGGAGCUGGGCAGCGGUCAAUACGGCCAAGUGAGGCUUGGCAUGUGGAGGGCUCAGCAUAAAGUGGCCAUUAAGGCCAUCAGGGAGGGAGCCAUGUAUGAGGAGGACUUCAUUGAGGAGGCCAAAAUCAUGAUGAAACUGUCCCACCCCAAACUGGUGCAGCUCUAUGGCGUAUGCAGCCAGCAGAAGCCCAUCUACAUUGUGACAGAGUUCAUGCAGCAAGGCUGCCUGGUGAACUAUCUCAGGCAGGGUCGAGGCAGCUUCAGCCUGGGGUCCUUGCUGAGUAUGUGCCUGGAUGUCUGCGAGGGCAUGGAGUACCUGGAGGCCAACAGUUUCAUUCACAGAGACCUGGCUGCCAGGAACUGUCUGGUGAACGAUGCUCUGGUGGUAAAGGUGUCUGACUUCGGCAUGGCCAGGUACGCCUUAGACAACCAGUACACCAGCACAAAAGGCGCCAAGUUUCCAGUGAAGUGGUCUCCUCCUGAGGUCUUUAACUACUGCAAAUUCAGCAGCAAGUCCGACGUCUGGUCGUACGGCGUGUUGAUGUGGGAGGUGUUCACAGAGGGUCAAAUGCCAUUUGAUCAAAGUCUCAACCAUGAAGUAGUUACAAUGGUAACGAGUGGCCAUCGUCUGUACAGGCCGAAAAAGGCCACGCCUGCAUUAUACGACAUCAUGCAGCUCUGUUGGAACAACAGACCAGAGGAGCGUCCCUCCUUCUCAGAGCUUUGCCUCAGACUCUCUGACGUCUUGGAGGACGACGUUCUUCCCUCCACCUGAUUACCCAGACUCCUCCUUGUCGCUGAAGGAAAGAAAGAAGCUGCUCCUAAAAGCUGUCAUAAACUGCCGUAUGUUGCGGCGCCGCGGUACUUUUGUGUUGUUUUGUGUUUUUUAGCACAGGAAAGCUGCUCCUAGCGUCAGCAGCCGUCCACCAACCACUGUUGGUGGACACAGUAUCAGCUGUUUCAGGACGGCCAACACGAACCGACAGAAUGCACUGACACUCAACCAGCUCUCAUGACGGACAAGUUCACCCACGCAUGCUAACGUUUUUUUUUUUUUUUGUUGUUGUUUUU
Fundulus heteroclitus (mummichog) is the source of this 2410-nucleotide messenger RNA. It is a transcript of the gene tec, whose product is annotated as tec protein tyrosine kinase. Bases 171 to 2114 code for a protein of 647 amino acids. Gene Ontology annotation, molecular function: protein binding; non-membrane spanning protein tyrosine kinase activity; ATP binding. Lineage: Eukaryota; Metazoa; Chordata; Actinopteri; Cyprinodontiformes; Fundulidae. Gene Ontology annotation, biological process: intracellular signal transduction; peptidyl-tyrosine autophosphorylation; T cell receptor signaling pathway. The record is from RefSeq and is a predicted model, not a curated record. The transcript is spliced from 18 exons.